Molecule: messenger RNA, 738 nt
Organism: Macrobrachium nipponense
Lineage: Eukaryota; Metazoa; Arthropoda; Malacostraca; Decapoda; Palaemonidae
Product: thioredoxin domain-containing protein 2-like
Exons: 2
Coding region: 1-738 (245 amino acids)
Source: RefSeq, a predicted model, not a curated record
AUGUGGUUCUCCCAAGAGAAAGUCACACUUGCCGCGAUCGUCAAGCAAGACAAUUCUCCCAAGAGAAAGCCGCACUUGCCGCGAUCCUCAAGCAAGGCAGUUCUCCCAAGAGAAAGCCGCACUUGCUGCGAUCCUCAAGCAAGGCAGUUCUCCCAAGAGAAAUUCGCACUUGCCGCGAUCGUCAAGCAAGGCAAUUCUCCCAAAAGAAAGCCGCACUUGCCACGAUCCUCAAGCAAGGCAGUUCUCCCAAGAGAAAGCCGCACUUGCCGCUAUCCUCAAGCAAUGCAGUUCUCCCAAGAGAAAGCGGCACUUGCAGUGAUCCUCAAGCAACACAGUUCUCCUAAGAGAAAGCCAGAAAGCCGCAGUUGCCGCGAUCCUCAAGCAACGCAGUCUCCCAAGAGAAAGUCACACUUGCAGCGAUCGUCUCCCAAGCAAGGCAUCUCCUUAAGAGAAAGUCGCACUUGCCGUGAUCUCAAGCAAGGCAGUUCUCCCAAGAGAAAGCCGCACUUGCCGCUAUCCUCAAGCAAGGCAGUUCUCCAAAGAGAAAGCGGCACUUGCAGCGAUCCUCAGGCAAUGCAGUUCUCCGAAGAGAAAGCUGCACUUGCCGUGACCUUCAAGAAAGGCAGUUCUACCAAGAGAAAGCCGCACUUGCCGCAACCUUCAAGAAAGGCAGUUCUCCCAAGAGAAAGCCGCAUUUGCCGCGAUCCUCAGCAAGGCAGUUCUCCCAAGAGAAACUAG